Molecule: messenger RNA, 2135 nt
Organism: Paramecium sonneborni
Lineage: Eukaryota; Ciliophora; Oligohymenophorea; Peniculida; Parameciidae
Source: the annotation of a GenBank genome assembly
AUGAUAAAAAAAUUGAGUUUAACAUUUAAUUCAUUAGAAAUGGAAUAUGCCUAUCGGUAAUGGUCAUAUUAAACUAACCAUUCUCGAAUUCAACUAUAUUUCUGUUUUAUAGGAGGCUAUUUGAUUGUGAUGAUAAUAAAAUUUAAUAGUACAAAUUCAUUGCUUCCCUUAAUCAUUUCAUGUAUAACUUUGUGUAUAGAACUUACUCUUCUUUUCUUUAUCAGAAAGUAUAAAGAAAAAGUUGAAGUAAUAAUGACAGUGAAUCAAAUACUAUUAUCUGUAAUUUGCGAAUUUUAUCGAAUAUUUGCACAGAAAACCAAUCUAUGGUAUUAAGGUUAUAGUCUUGCUUGUAUGAAAUUAAGUAAGUAUUUGAUGAUAAUAUAGUUAUUUAUGCUAGAGGAAAUAAAUUUAUUGUUUAAUCGGGUUUAUAAGUUAUGUGUCAGUGCUGUUCAUUUAUUUUUAUGGAAGAAAAAGAUAUCUAUUAAUUAGUGGCACAUAAUCUUUUAACUCUGCUAUUGAUGAUAUUUAGAUAUUAAAUUGAAUCUAUAAAUCGAAAAUAUUUUAUUGCCAGUCAAUCUUAAUCUUAAUAUGAAAAUUUAAUUUAAGAUCUGCUUCCAUCUUGGGUAGUGAUUGUGAAAUAUGAUAAAAUGUAGGGGUAAUUAAGUUUGGAUAAAAUAAACAGAAAUAUGCAGAAUAAAUUCGAUAUUAAAGAUGAUAAAUGCUUUAGAGAAUUCUUAAGAAAUUUAAAAGUACUGCCUUAUGAAUUUGAAAGAAACAAUUUAUAAUUCAUCAAACUAGAACAUACACUCAUUCGAUAAUUCCAAAAUAAAACAGAAGAUCAUUAAGUAGAAAGAUAUCAUGCCUUUAUGGGCAAAAAGGAUAACAAGACAAAAUAAUAGAAAUUUAAGAUUACAUAGGUAUUUUUUAAAACUUUUGAACCUUCAAUCAUUCUUGUUUUUGAAGAAAUCAAAGAGGAUAAAUAUGAUUAACUUUUAUAUUAAGUAGAAUAGAGAGAUAAUUCUGCAUGUACUAACGCAAGAAUAUCACUUACAAUAUUAACAAAAUAAAUUUAAUUAUUAAAAUAUAUUAAGAAUUUGAUUCCUCAGUGGUUUAAUGGAAAAUAAUAGGAAUUUAAAAAUCAUUUGACUUUAAACAUUAUGAAUUAAAUUCAAUAUGGUUAUAUUAUGUUUAAUUUGAAUUUUGAUGUUUUAAAUCUUUUUAAAAUAUCUCAUAGAUAGCUCAAAUUUGAAAUUAAUGAAAUUUAACCUAAAAUAUUGAUGGAAUAACUCUGUGAAGAUUUAUAACUAUUUAAGAAAACUACGAAUAAAUAUAUGAAAUCUGAUGUCUACUCUAAAACUAUUAAUACAGAUAGAGCUAAAUUGAUAUCCAUCAUUAUUAAUAUCGUCGAGUUUUGUAAAAUUUUACUUUCUAUAAUUUAUACAGAUGAUAAAAUUUUGGGUUAAGCUCUUCCGUUAGGAUCCCAAAUCUAGAUUCGUCUUAAAUAAUCUAAAUAAUAAAAUAAAUGCAUAAAAUUUAGUAUAACACACCCUAAAUUAUUUAUUUCGUCAUACAUUAGGGAUUUAUUUGGAAAUAUUGAAACUUCUAUCGAUCAUAAAAAAAGAAACUGGAGUUCUAAAAACUAUUUUGAAAUGAUUAAUUAACUUAAUACUACAUUUUAUUAGAUGUAUGAAUAUUACAAAAAAGAACAAAAAUCUACAGGUUUGAUAGAGAAUGAAUUUCAUAAUUUAUUCUAGAACUAAAAAUCUAAUUUAAAUUUAAGUGAAGAAUCAAAGGGUAAUAUUCUCCAAAAUAAUUCUCAACCUUAAUUUUAAUUCAAUGUUUUAGGUUUUCCCAUGGCUCAAUAUUUAAUUAGUUAAUUAGGCCCUUGGAAUAAAAUAAGAUUCAAGAAUCGAUACUAGAAUUUUAUUUAAAAUUCUUCUUAACUAGAUGUAAAUAGUUAAUAGACUAAAUUAUAAUUUUUAGUUUAUUAAGACUUAAAUGAUUUUAUUUAUGAGCUAAAUCAUGAUGAAAAACCAAUUUAAGAAAUUUUUUAGAAAAAGAAGCUAAGUAAUCAUGAUAUUAGCUAAAAAUUUUAUUACGCUUAGUUGGCAUCUUCUCCUAGAAAAUAUGUAUGA